GGCUCGUGUGUGAGCGUGGGCGUGUGUACUGUAUGUGUAUGUGUUUGUGUGCGUGUAUCUACCGGUAUUUCUGUCUCUUGGACGACAAGGCUACCAAGCCAUGUCAUAUUGAGCAUCCUAGACAUUUCUAAAUUUCUGUCCUGUCAUCCUCGUCUACUUGCGUCCUGUCGACUCUUUUUAUGCUCAAUGACACCACGAGGCUGCCACCCGUUUUGUUAAGGCGUUUCACGAAUAAUUGAUCCGUUAUCUCCUACAGUCACACUUACAACGCUGCACUAUAGACCUGGUUUUUUCUUUUCCUGAUCUUCCUUUUGAUUCCAAAUCACACAUACAACCACCGUAUAGCACCGCCCCUCUCUUGCCUCUUCUCUUCAAACCUUUGUCUCAAGGCUCGUAUGGCGUUUUCCGUACAAUUUGUCCAGUACCAAGGGAGCUCAUAACCCGCACAACACGGCCAUGGACUUCUACAAGGAAAAGGCGACGCAACUAUUACUUGAGCACCGGGAGGCACAUACAAACCCAGAUUUUUCUCCUCUGGCUUGCAGUUGCCAGUGUACUAAAUUCCCCAAAGAUGGCACGUUUACAUAUAAAGAGAUUAACCAUGUCAUGGCACGCAUCGUCGACGAGAACGGGUCGGUGGACCUCGUCAACGCACUAAUCAGAAUGGGAGCCGAUGUCAACGUCACGCGGCGAAGUUCAACAAGCCUGUGGAAGAAGGUAGCCAGACGACAUCAGACUCCAGAACGCAGCGAUUUGCUCCAGGUCGCCACGGUACGAUGUCGGCCCGAGCUUGUAGAGGUUCUUGCCGCCCAGGCAGACCAAGCCAACCUCGACAAUGCCUUGCGAUAUGCUAUACUGCGUCGAGACCUCCAUGUCCUCCAAGUCUUGCUAGACGCCGGUGCAGACCCAGCAGAGCUGCAUGAUGAUUUCGAAAAGGCAGUCAUGCUCGGUGAAACGGAACCAAUUGCACUCCUUUUAGCAGGCCCAAAAAAGCCCUGUACCGACUGCAUAUCAGGAGCAUUGACUGUAGCGAUCAAGGACGGGGCCUCCAAGAUACUCGAGUUGUGUAUGGCAGCCGGAGCUGACCCGAACUACCUUGGGGGCCAGGCUUUGGUUGCCGCGGUUGAGGCGAAAAGAAGUGACUACCUCGAAAUUCUCUUGUCAAGCCGUCGUGGCAGGCUAGCAAUGAUGGGCUCCCUAGAUGCAGCAGUCGGUGUCGCCCACCAACACUUGUCCCGGCAGGAUGACGAGACUUUCCGAGAGCUACUUGAGAUGUGCCUGCUCUCCGGUGCAGCUGGCGAACGAACUGAACGACUAUUCACAUCAGGUCUCGUUAACUGCGUCAAAAAGAAGAACCAACGGCUCCUGGAUCUCAUCUUGCAAUACACGCAGCCAAUCGAUCCGUACCACACUCUGGCCGUAUUGGAGGCCAUCAAAACCUACCAGACAGUGAUUCUCGCACAGCUACUCAGGCUGAAGCCUUCUGAGGAUUGCCUUGUUGCUGCCAUGUCUCAAGGAAUGCGUGUUGCGGAUAGCGAGGUCAUGUUCGAAAUUAUCGCCUUACUACUGUCACUCGGUGCCAGAGGGCCAGCAGUCUCUGCGGCUUUCGUCACCUGUGUCGGUCUCCUGGGCGACAAUUUUGAUCUACUACAUGUUGAGCUUGGCAGACUUCUGUUGGAGCAGGGCGAUGCGGACGUCAAUUACGACGACGGUGCGGCUCUUCGAACAGCAAUAUCUGCGAGUCUCAUGGGGAUAAUAUGCGACAUCAUGGACAGGCGUCCCAAUCAGGCCACUCUUGGAGCUGCACUACCAGUCGCUAUGGGCAUGGAGCCAUCCAAAAAGCUCGAUGUUAUUGAAAUGCUGCUAAAAGCAGGAGCCAGAGGCCCAGUGGUUGAUUGUGCGCUGGUGGAUGCGGUGAACAGCGCCCCUAAAAAUACGCCCUUGGUGAAGCUUCUGCUCACUCGUGCGUCGGUCAACCACCAGGGUGGCGAAGCCCUCGUCAGCGCUAUACACAAUCAAGAUUUCGACAUUAUUGAGCUUAUUCUGGCUCAGCGCCCUGAUCGCGAGGCCAUGGCUGCGGCCGCGAAAGCCUCCUUCCUGCUCCCAAAGAAUGAGAGGCGAGAGACAAUCCGCGUCCUCAUUUCUAGGUUCCAUAUCGAGCACUUAAACUUUUGCUUAAAACAGGCAAUAUUAUCAACAAAGAAAGACACAGACCUCGUCGAACUGCUUUUGGUUUCCGGAGCGGAUCCUCGCUGCGAUGGAGGUGCUUGUCUUAAGAUUGCAGCUUCUUCGUUUGAUCUCGCGCUCCUCGAACUACUUGCUCAGAAGAUUGGCAAAGAUGGUCGAUUGUUUACCGAAAUAUUUGACCAUGUCAUCUCACAGGGCGACGAAUGGCUGGCACAUUCGCAUAUCAAUGUUGUCGAAUUAAUAUUACGUUUCGGCGCUUCUGGUAUAGUUCUGAGCAGGGCACUUAUCGACGCUCUGCAGGCCAUGUUCCCCGUAAGACCUGGCGGCAGCCCUAGAAGCCGAAGUCCACGAAGCCCGAUGAGCCCUUGUCGCGACUCUAGUGCUCCCCCGGAAGCCAUUCUCGACUUACUACUAGGUCACGGCGCCAGUACCAACUACGAAAGCGGAAAGUCCGUUCAAUUGGUGGCAAGGAACGGUGAUCGACACCUCCUGCGAAAACUACUUGAUACCAAGAAUUGUGCUAGCCUGCAGACGGCCACGACGGCUCUGUAUGCCGCUAUCAGCGCAGGCCACACUGAGGCGCGGCUGCUUGAGCUGAUCGACGUCUUUACCGAUAAAUCCACUGUUGCCCCCGACUUUAGCAGUCAGGGGGUAUAUGAUGGGAUGUUCCCACCACUGUAUUUGUGCUUGGAGAAGUACCCUCGCUCGACUGUUGUUAUGAACCGGAUCAUCAGUGCUGGUUGUGACUUGUCACAAACGGUUAAGAUAACAUACGCUCCCACUUCAAACGGAGAGGUACAAGAGCAGUCAUCAGACUACGAAGCUGCGAACGUCUUGAUCUGGGCCCUGCUCCAGUCCUCCAGUAAAACGAGCUCUGCCGUGGUUGCACAGCUGGCCAAGCAAGGAACCGAUGUCAACUUUGUCACUGAAAAGAGCAAAGUGACGCCCCUGAUUGUCGCUGCCAAAACAAAUCGACCAGAGCUAGUGGACGAGUUCCUCAGACUUGGAGCUAGGGCGACAGUCCAAGACUCGCUGGGACGGUCCGCUCUUUUCUAUGCUGCGCGGAUUGGCAGUCACGAAUCUGUUGUCCUAUUGCUGGACAAGAAGCUCCCCAUCAACGACGGUAGUCUGCAUGAGGCCUCUCGCAACUUCCACGUCGACGUUAUGCAUAAGCUCAUCGAGGCUGGUCACGAUCCUGACUACAGGUCAAACAAGCACGGCGGUCAUACGGCGCUUACCGUGAUGGCGAGCCGGGGUAUUAUUCCAGCCGACCCAGAAAGAGCAGAGGCGGCGGUGGACAUUCUCAAACGAUUCAAUGCAAGCCCUCUGUUGAAGGUGCAUGGCAGGACUGCCGUGUUCAUGGCCCUGGACAACAUUGUGGACAGUGCAGGACCGGAGGCAAUCACGACUCUGCUACUAGAUCGACUCUUUUGGAAGACGCUCAACGACGAGAAGAACGUGUACACCGACCAGCAGGGAUACUCAUUUUCGCCGACCAUGUAUAUCAAAAAGGGCCUGUCUCGUGCGCACGAUUCGCAGCACGAGGUACUACUCUCUCUUCUCCGCGGCCAGGGCGCGAUAGAUCGAUUCUAUGCGAGCAUAGAAGCAGAGCAGCAGCCGGUGGAUGCGGUUGGGAUGCCGGACGAGAUCCGCGAGCAGGAGAAGGAGCGGCGGGCUCGCAGGCUACGGCAGCAACGUGAGGACGACGAUCACUCACGACGGUUGCGCAUGGAGGAGGAGACGACCAUGCAUGAGCUGCGCCUUUCGGGAGCGCGGCGCUUUGCAGAAUACGACCACACUGACAGACUGGCCGAUCAGCACCGACGGAAUCGGGGCCUCGACCAUGCUUUGGACAUGCAGAUCGAACUUGACAAGCACCUCAACGGCAGCACGAUCCGAAAGGGGGAGGCAGACACAACUGCGGCGAUCGAGUGGAAUCAGCACAUGGAUGGGGAGGAGAUGAGACGGCAAAAGACCGAGAGCGAUUUCGAAUACCGCAUCCGCGGGCGUACAAUCCAGACCAUGGAGGAAAGGGCCGAGCUGGAGAUGCAAGGUGCGCGUUAUGCGCUCGAAGCUGACAAGCGGGCAAGAGAGCUGGCCCUCAAGCAGUGGAACUCAUCUCGUGUGCACGAGAUCAGUCUUCAGAAGGCGCGCGGGGAGGCCGAACUCAAUGUGUGGCAGCGCAAUGCACUUGCCGCCGGAGAGACGAGGGAUAUGAGGGAACGAGACGCCGUGCAAAGUGCGCGCGACGGCAGGGCCAUGAUGGACCGCUGGGCGCAACACAACAUGCAGGUCGUCGAGAAGGCUGGGCCCGGUUCAGCUGGUGGCUGGGUGCCCCCGUCUGCUGCAGUCGACAUGGUUGCUUCCUGGACGGGUGCGAGCCGUAACGGAAGAAGUGCGGAACCGAGGAGCCCUGGGCCCAUGCCUACCAGUGGCGGUGGCGGCGGCGGCGCUGGUGGUGAUGGCCAUCUUCCACCAAGUGCUAGAGGGUACCAGGCGCCGCGGGUAAGCUCCGUUAGGGUAAGCGAGGGGCCUGUGAGGAGGGCCAUUGCUGGUUGAUGGCAGACAUGAUGUUUAAUUCUCGAGAGGAUCAUUCACGAUUUUUCUCUUUUGUUUAUUUUUAUUUUUCAGGAUCGGAACAUGUUAGCAACUGUAUUUGGCUUUAUCGGCGUAGCAGCUUGGGAAACAGCACGGGUUGUGAAUUGGAGUUGUUUUUAUUCUUUUUCGUCUGGUUCAUCUUGGGUAUCGGUUAUAGAUAUUGGACACCUACCUACAUAAGAACAACGUACCUUGAGCCCUG
Molecule: messenger RNA, 4987 nt
Organism: Pyricularia oryzae 70-15
Lineage: Eukaryota; Fungi; Ascomycota; Sordariomycetes; Magnaporthales; Pyriculariaceae
Exons: 2
Coding region: 457-4746 (1429 amino acids)
Molecular function (GO): protein binding
Source: RefSeq, a predicted model, not a curated record